Molecule: messenger RNA, 2255 nt
Organism: Acanthopagrus latus (yellowfin seabream)
Lineage: Eukaryota; Metazoa; Chordata; Actinopteri; Spariformes; Sparidae
Gene: eloal
Product: elongin A, like
Exons: 11
Coding region: 9-2054 (681 amino acids)
Biological process (GO): transcription elongation by RNA polymerase II
Cellular component (GO): nucleus; elongin complex
Source: RefSeq, a predicted model, not a curated record
CACAGCCAAUGACCUCAAGGCUGUCCCCGAGGCUCCGCUCUUUUAAUUGGCUGAACUCACUCCACCGCCUUUCAUUUGAUUUCUUUAUUUCAGCACGCUCGUCUCGCAUCUCUGAUCAUUUGAGGACAGACGACAUGUGCGCUGCGGCCACACAGCAUUUGAAUUCUCUCUGUGUGGGGGUGCUAAAGAUUUUGCAGAAACUCGGGGAUCUGGAUAUCACAUUAGACAUUCUUGCUGAAACUGGAAUUGGGAAAACGGUUAACUCGUUGCGCAGACAUGAACAGGCGGGAGAAUUUGCCAAGUCACUAGUUAGGGGCUGGAAAAGACUGGUCCCAAAGGAAUCCACAAGCCACACAGAAGAUGCAGAAGCGUCUUUUACGGACAAAUCAGAGGAACAAAACUGUACAAACAAUGGCUUGACAAAGGAUGAUUUAAACAAUAAUUGCUCAACAUCCUUUGAGAACAGUCAGAACUCUUCAGAUGAGGCCCUCUUUAAAACGGGGGAUAGGAAAAAUGAUUCAGAGAAAGGAUGUGAAGAACAGAUGAGACACAAGGACCAGACUGAAAAUCAAGAAAAAGGUCACGAUAUCGCUCAGAAAAUUGAAAUCCAAGAGGAUGUAAUGGAAAAAUUGGUUGUUGCCAAGGAAAAGAAAAAUGAUCAGAGUUACAAAAAAUCAGAAGAUGUCGUGAUCAAAAACUCAGAGGAUGCUCAUCAGAAAUCCAGGUCUGAUUCCAGGCAAGCCUCAAAAAGCAGCUGUGACAGUGGAAGAUUUCUGUCUGAAAAGGAGUCGAAUAAGAAAUCAAAGCCAUCAAAAGAGUCGUCAACAGGAGGCACAGACUCUCUCCCAUUUGAGUCAGACGAGAAAGACUCAAAAACCUUCCAACGGAGCGAUGUCGGAGAUGACGGGUCUUCGGGACUCUCGAGGAGCUCGGAGGCUCAAAACAGGAAAAGGAAAAAAUCAAGUAAAGAGAAGCACAAACAACACAAGCAGGAGUGCGAAAAAAAGGGCCAUCCAAAACACAAAAAGGCCAAGAUGAAACACAAAGACAAGGAAAGUGACUGUGAGGCACCUUCCAUGUCUUUUGAAUCCUACUUGAACUAUGAUGUGAACGUUUUCAAGAAGAAGGAAAGAUCUGGAGUGAAGAAAGCUCUCAAGAAGAAGACUGCAGCAGAAGAUCUGAGCCUGAAACCUCACAAGCCGCCUGUGAUGUCUCUAAAUGUUUCCUCUCCAAGACGGGAGUCUGUAAUGGAGCUGAUGAACAUUCCUUUACCCGCUACUCUGUCUGAAUGUGAAAAACAAAUCAGUGUUGACUACUUUGAGACGAAAGCCGAGAAGGAGUCGGAGCUCUGUGACGUCCCUGAAGAGUCCGCAGGCUUCACCGGCCAGCGGCUCAACAAAAAGAUGCAGGUGUACUCGGGGGCCAAGACCGUCUUCCUCCCGGCCAUGUUGAGCUUGCACCAGCAGUGUAUCCGCACGCUCCAGAACAACAUCAACCUGCUUUAUGAAACUGGCGGAGUCCCGUUUGAGAUCCUCGAGCCGGUGUUGGAGAGGUGCACACCGGAGCAGCUGCUGCGCAUCGAAGAAUGCAACCCAAUCUAUGUAGGAGUGACCGACCACUUGUGGGGGAAACACUGCCAGAGGGACUUCAAACACUCCAAACUCCAGGAGUAUGAAUCAUGGAAGGAGAUGUACGUCAGGCUGUCUGAGGAGAGGGAAAGGAAACUCCAGAGGCUGACAAAAAGCAUUGUCUCUGCCCAUUCUAACAAACCCAAAGGUCGGCAGGUGAAGAUGGCAUUUAUUCACACUGUUGCCAAGCCACCAAGAGAUGUGCGAAUUCAGCAGGAAAUUCACGGAACUGCUGUUCAGCAGCCUCAUCAGCUCAGUGUCAUGGUUCAGGACAACAGAUCGAGGCCCAGUUGUGUUGAGUCCAGCAGGUCCGGCAGCAGUUCCUCGGGGGCAGGAAAUACACAAGACCCUCGCAAAAAGACAAGAGUUGCUCCAAUGAUGGCAAAGUCCUUAAAAGCGUUUAAGAAACAGCUGGGACGCAGAUAAAUGCUCUUAUAUGAUCGUGCUAUUUACAGUCUGCGGGUGCGGUGAAAGUGCACUCUAUCAUUCAUUAACUUUGGGACAAUGAGAGGCUUGUGUUCACUUUAGAUUACUCUGUGUUUGUCAGAAUAUACAGGCAGUCGCCAUGUUUUUUUUCUCUAUAACUGUGAGUUGCCUUCACUAUUAAAUGGACAUGAAAUGAGCAAA